CCCAAAAAAAUCAAUCAGCAUCUUCGAUAUGGGGAAGCGAACCCCGAGCUACCCUGAAUUCUAAGCUUCAAAGCUUGAGAGGCGAUGGCCAAACAAAAUAUUAAUAUGUAUUGCCAAGUGUCAGCUUCAAUGGAUGCCUCAAACACGUUAUCAUGAUAUCACAUAAAGACUGGGCCUAGAAGGAUCUAUCAUCAUCAUGAUGCACGUGUUUGUCAUGGUUCGAGUCGUAGCCGCCCAAACGACUUGCUGUGUGCCACCUCCAUCUGCUCUGUUCGCUCACCUCAGACUCUUCCAAAUUUCACUAGCUUUUCUUGGAAUCAUCAUGUCACAAGCAUCAGCCACCGACGACGCCGAGGAUCAACGCACCCACAAUGACUCGGAUGAGCAGCUUCCUCCGCAAAACGACGUUGUAGGACCCAUCGAGGAGGAGAAGAUGAAUGUUGAACCUCUGACAGAACUGCCAUCAGGGAUCUCGAAUGCUGGACCUUCACGGCCGUUGGGACCUCACGAACAGCAAAAUACUUCCAAUGUUUCAUCAGUCGGUGAUUUAGCAACCGAGGCAGAAAAGGUUGUGGCAGAGAAGGACCAGCCAACUCUAAGCGAAUUAGCAAAUGUCAUGAAGGAAGUGUUGGAGGUUCUCAAGGACUCGACGAUUGCGUCGAAGAAUGGAAAGGACGAACGGUCUCGUUUCUGGAGGGUGUACAAAAGAGUCGCGGAGGAACACGACAGCGAGUUCCUCGAGCGAUACACUAGCGACCUGAACAUCCUCCUGAUCUUCUCUGGUCUUUUCUCCGCUGUCAGCACGUCUUUCAUUGUCGCGAUGGAGUCCGAUUUCAGUCCCGACCCUAGCGACACCACGAAUGCCCUUUUGAAGCAACUCGUGCAGAUCGGACUCGGCAAUCUCGCUGAGGCAGGCUCUACUCCCGUAGACCCAGCAUCCGGCUGGUCUCCGACUGCGCCGACCUUAUGGAUCCAAACGAUCGCAUAUGCGAGUUUGUCAAUGAGCUUGCUUGCUGCGUUCGGGGCCGUGCUGGGAAUGCAGUGGCUAGGGUAUUACAAGUCGAACAGAUAUGGCCGUGGCUCGCAGGAGCAGCAAGGGAAGCG
Suillus plorans is the source of this 1104-nucleotide messenger RNA. RefSeq lists its product as uncharacterized. Lineage: Eukaryota; Fungi; Basidiomycota; Agaricomycetes; Boletales; Suillaceae. The transcript is spliced from 8 exons. The record is from RefSeq and is a predicted model, not a curated record. The annotation marks the transcript as partial.